AUGACGGUCGCACACGAUUUGACCCAUAGAGGGGCAACAUCCCACCCUGCCAGCAAUAUGGCUCUCGAAGACAGGUUCGAGGUGCUCAAGGAGAUUGGAGAUGGUAGCUUCGGCAGCGUCGUCCUUGCCCGAGUCCGUAGUGCAGGUGCUAGCGUGGCUCGCCGCGGCACGGUGGUCGCCAUCAAAACCAUGAAGAAGACGUUCGAGUCCUUCACCCCGUGCUUGGAACUUCGCGAGGUCGUCUUCCUGAAGACCCUUCCCAACCACGUCCACCUCGUCCCCGCGCUCGAUAUUUUCCUUGACCCUUACAGCAAGAAGCUCCAUAUCGCUAUGGAAUACAUGGAGGGUAACCUGUACCAAUUGAUGAAGGCCCGGGACCAUAAGUGUCUGGACAACGCCAGCGUCAAGAGCAUCCUUUUCCAGAUCAUGCAGGGUCUCGAGCACAUCCACGCUCACCACUUUUUCCAUCGCGACAUCAAGCCCGAGAACAUCCUCGUCUCCACCUCUGCCCACCAGGACGCCGUCACGUCGUUCCGCAGGUACUCGGCUCUCGUCACCCCUCCCUCCACGCCCCCGAGCUACACCGUCAAGAUUGCCGACUUUGGCCUCGCUCGCGAAACACACUCCAAGUUGCCCUACACAACAUACGUUUCGACGAGAUGGUACCGUGCACCCGAGGUGCUUCUCCGUGCAGGCGAAUAUUCGGCCCCAGUCGACAUAUGGGCGGUUGGUGCCAUGGCGGUCGAGAUUGCCACCCUCAAGCCACUCUUCCCCGGCGGAAACGAGGUCGACCAAGUUUGGAGAGUAUGCGAGAUCAUGGGAAGCCCUGGAAACUGGUACAACAAGUCGGGUGCCCGCGUGGGCGGCGGCGAAUGGAAGGAUGGCACCAGGCUGGCCGGCAAGCUCGGGUUCUCGUUCCCCAAGAUGGCGCCCCAUGCAAUGGAUACGAUUUUGCAACAGCCACAGUGGCCCGCUGCGUUGAGCCACUUCGUUACGUGGUGCCUUAUGUGGGACCCCAAGACUCGCCCGACUUCGACACAGGCAAUUGCCCACGAGUACUUCGCCGACGCUGUUGAUCCCCUGAGGCCCAAGUCUUCUGCUUCAAGAAUUCUGGGUCGCAAGCAGUCUGAUCUUGGCCGUGGCAGCAAUUCCAACUCUUCUACCCCCACGUCUUCCAAACCGUCUUGGUUCAGAAAAUCUCUUAUCGGUCGCUCGGAAAGCGCCGAGGUUGCCAUCCCCCAAUCGAUCUCCAAGGAAUCGACCCCGAGACCAUCCCCCGUUCCCUCGCAGACGACAAAUGAGGUCCCCGUUGCCAAGACCCGCCCUGCGCAGUCGAAACGCACGACCUGGACAAACGGCCCGUCAAACGUCGCCCCUAUGCCGAUACUCCCCACAAUCCGUCCCAUCUCCCCUCUAUCUGAUGCUGUUACCGCCGAGGCAAGAAACGGCGUCACCUACAACGAUUCGUACGCCAACGGUCGGCACCGUAAUGUUCAGAUUGACGACAAGAAGAAGAUUGGCAGGCAACUGUCGGUUGCCUCGAGUACGAACAACUACGCCGAGAUUCACCGUCAGCAGGCCGAGAGGGCACUCAACGGCAAUGGGGGCCUUGCAUCGCCGCCCAACGGUCACAAGGAAAGCUUCUUUUCACACCUUCGCAAACGCGCCCGUCGCUUUUCGGGCAGGCACCAGGCCCCUAUGUCGCCCAACUCAGAUGACGUUGAGGCUCAGGCAGGCUGCGGCCCUUGGAACAGCAACAGAUCCUCCAUGGUGAUCGAGAACGCGCCUACACCCCCGCCGAAGCCUACUGAGAUUUACGAACCCCUUGACAAGGCCUUGCGAGACGUUCAGCAGACCCAAGACCAUGCUCCUGUCCCUCCCGCGCACCUCAUCAACCCCAGCAGCGCUCUAAAGAGACACCACUCCCUGCCGCAACACCAGCCGCGAUCUGUCGACAACCUAAUGGUGGCUGCAAGAGGCACCGGGCCGGUUUCGGGCCGAACCCGUCGUCAGGGUGUCCAGCACUACGACGCCCCGGACGAAGAAGACGAACUGCUCGACGAGGCUCUCAACUCGACCCACCACGCCAUGAACCGCAUGGAGAAGGAUGGGAAGCCCGGCCUGCGUCAAUCUGCCAGCAACGUCGCCAUGGUGAACCCGUAUCCGACCCCGUCUCCUUCAGCCAACGGUAACUCGGUACUUUUCGGCGACAACCACGAAGCCGUCACGCCCAAGCCUUUGAACCUUCAGAAGUCUCACGGUACUGAGAACCAGUACAAGUGGCCCACGCCUCCGUACGAGGAGAGCGAAUGGGCUGCUUCGGCCUCUGCCAGCAUUUGGGCGGCCAGCAACCGGUUUUGA
Molecule: messenger RNA, 2361 nt
Organism: Colletotrichum higginsianum IMI 349063
Lineage: Eukaryota; Fungi; Ascomycota; Sordariomycetes; Glomerellales; Glomerellaceae
Product: Serine threonine-protein kinase mak
Exons: 2
Coding region: 1-2361 (786 amino acids)
Biological process (GO): protein phosphorylation; intracellular signal transduction
Cellular component (GO): cytoplasm; nucleus
Molecular function (GO): protein serine/threonine kinase activity; ATP binding
Source: RefSeq, a predicted model, not a curated record